Molecule: messenger RNA, 1157 nt
Organism: Racocetra persica
Lineage: Eukaryota; Fungi; Glomeromycota; Glomeromycetes; Diversisporales; Gigasporaceae
Source: the annotation of a GenBank genome assembly
AAUUGUUGAGAUUGCACGAUCCCCGAAUUGUUAGUCAUUUGUCAGGAAUUGAUGAAAAUGUUGACGAAAUAUCUACGUCAAAACCGCUAAUUAAUGCAAGUCCGUUCGUUCAAAAUUCAAUUUUGAGUCCAGAUAAAUCGUCAACUAUUGGAGAUGAACAUUCUCACGAAAGUACUAAUGAUUUUACAAGGAAUCAAGAUCCUCUUGAUGCAUUGAAAAAUAGUAAAGGCAACGAUAUCAACAUAAAAGAACAAGGAAUUCCAGCAGUAUCUGUUAAGAAACAAGCGGUAAAAACUGCUUUUGAGGAAGCUAGUAAGGCCGUCAGAAAUGCUACUACUGCAUAUGAGGAACUAAUGCAAGUACUCCCUCCAGGCAUGAAAUUUGAUGUCGAAUCGACUGAUUAUGUUAGUUCGAAUUUAUCUGUUUUAGAAGAGCUCCUUGGGGUAAUUGAACUUGAUGAUGCUUCCCGUGUAAUGAAUUUUCAAAAUUUUUCUUCCGCAUCAACAAGUAACAAACCAAUUGAAUCGUGCAGCAUUGAUAUGACUAAGGAGAUAACUAGGAAGGAUUCCAAAAUUGAUUCCGAUAGUAUUGAUGUGAACAAUAAGAACAUUCAAUUGGGUAUGCAAGUGUUGAUAGGUUACGAUGAUCAUGUGUUUAGUGAAUGUGAUCCGAAUGAACUAGGCAACAUCAUUUCAACGAAAAGUCAAAAGCAUGAACAACUAAAAGAAGUAAAGGAAAAAAUGAAUGACGCUAAUUAUGUGCAUCAAAAUGAUUCAAAAAGCUUGGAUCCCAUUGAUAACAAAUUUACAACAAAAAUAGAGGUGUCAAAAAAGCCGUCUCGGACUGUACCAAAAACGUCAAAGAACCUUAAAGUUAAACGAUACAACACAAGAAGUACAGAUGGGACACGGAAAUUAAGAGUUAUGUUCGAUGGUGUUCAAGCGGGUAAUCAAAAAUCCAAAAAUGAUAUUAAUUCAAAACAAAAGAAAAAGAGUAAUCCACAGAAAAUGCCGAUCAAUACCAAAGAAACAUUAAAGAACACACGCUCUAAAACAUCAAUAAAGAUGCCAACAAUACCGAAGGGUUCUUUCGGUUACUUCUUUGAAGAUUACUACGCUAAGGUCAAAGUUAGUCAUCCUAAUGAAUCUCUUACGCAA